Messenger RNA from Epinephelus lanceolatus (giant grouper), 3888 nucleotides. It is a transcript of the gene ppfibp2a, whose product is annotated as PPFIA binding protein 2a. Lineage: Eukaryota; Metazoa; Chordata; Actinopteri; Perciformes; Serranidae. Gene Ontology annotation, cellular component: presynaptic active zone. The record is from RefSeq and is a predicted model, not a curated record. Gene Ontology annotation, biological process: neuromuscular junction development. Gene Ontology annotation, molecular function: protein binding.
CUCCCCCGUGCCCCUUUAGGAAGCCCCGCAAAAUUAGCUUGACCGUGAGGUACUUCAGACAGAGCGAGACGGGGGUAGAGACAGACAGAGAGAGGUACGGGAGAAGGAAAAGGGAGGACAGGAAAAGAUGAGAGAUCAGAUGGUGCAGCAGAAAUGCAGCAGAAAACAGUGAAGCAGUUUGAGUGUGCUUGAGAGAGAAAGCAGGAGAAAGCAAAAAAAAAAGGGGGAGUUAGAAAGAAAGAGGUAGAAAAAAGUGAAGAGAAGAAAGAGAGCGAGUACAGCCAACUGGCAUAGUUUGAGUUAUUCGCCUCAGCUCUAAAAGUCUCAGGCUGCCCAGACUCCAAACCACACGGACCAAGGUCCUCUAUGCUCUCUCUACAACUGCAGUAUGGAGGGUCUGUAAAAGCAGGAGAGCUGGAUUCAGGGAGCACAGUUAAGAGCCAUUGCUUUGUCUUGCUCUGGAUUUGGUAUCUGUUCAUCCUCCUUGAUGCUUUAUAGCAGUGGCUCGAUUCUGUUAGUAACUAAGAGCCAGACCUACGGUACAAUGGGCCUGCAGAAUGGAGUAUGAUAUUGACUUCUACAAACACUUUGCCUGGCUUAGGAAGGUAAAUCUCCACUCGUCUGGCAAUAGUGAGUCCUACCAGGAGCGCUUAUCACGUCUGGAGGGAGACAAAGAGUCACUAAUUCUGCAGGUGAGCGUGCUGACGGACCAGGUGGAAGCUCAAGGAGCCAAGAUCAGUGAUCUGCAGAGUUCUCUGGUGGAGCAUCAGCACAAACUCAACUCCACAGAGGAGAUGCUACAGCAGGAGCUCCUGCAUAGGACGUCACUGGAGAGCCAGAAGCUGAAUCUUAUGGGGGAGGUGUCCUACCUGAAACUGAAGCUGGCAGACAUGGAGGGAAAACAGGGCCAUGGGGCUGAACGACAGCAUAAAGCAGAGACUGUAGUGAAUUUCAUUAGCGAGCUGCAGGAGCAGAUGUGUAGGUUUCAGAAGGAGAUCAAUAGCAAGAUCCAGGAGAAAAAGGCCUUGGAGAUCCCAGCUGAUGGCAGCUCUCCAGUGGCGUGCCCCACCGAGUCCACUGAGGGCGAGGGCCCAAACCCCGGGCCAGCCUGUGAUGGGACCUCGGGGGUGAUACACAAAGUAGAAGAGGUUCCAGAUGGGCCUGAUGGGAACACGCACAGCCUGGAAGAGGGUAGCUCAGAUGCAGAGCAGCAGUACCACUGCGGAGAAGAAAGUGGCUUACUGAAAGAGCUCAGGAUCCUCAAGGACAAAGUGGAGCACCUGGAGGAUCAGAAGAUACAGUAUGAGAAGAAACUCAAAGCAACAAAGGCGGAGAUCAGCAGCCUUCAGCAGCUCCUGCUCAGUAAGAACGCUGAGAUCGAGAGCUUGCACACUCAGCUGCUGGCCAGGCCCUCCAUAUCCCCCGAGAGCUCGGAGAGAGAGGAGAUGUACAGGAAGAGGCUAAACACCAAAUACCAGGAGCUGCAGAGGCUUAGGAGUGGAAUGAAAUCACUGGUGGCUGCCAAUGAUGAAAAGGACAGACGUAUUGAGGAGCUCACUCUCCUCCUGAAUCAGUGCCGGCAGUUCAGAGAAGUCAAUCACACCACGAGACAAGCUCCAUCUGCUGUCCGUUCAUUGUCAAAUGGAAGGACCCCGUCAUGCAGCAGUGAAGAAGAAGAGCAUGCACUGAUGAAGAAUGGUGACACCAGCAGUGCAAAAUCUGUGGAUGUAAAGUCUGAAGUUUCCACAAGCAGCUCCUCCUCUUCCCAACAGACAUCUCUAUCAUCAGCCCAGAAGGACAGUGACUCCAGAACAGAGCCGCAGACUUUAUCAAGUAGCAUGAGUGACCUGACAAAUGGAUCUUUACAGAAGAGUGGUCUGGAUGACACCAGAAGUCAGACGCUGCCUGUGAAUGCCUCUCUGUCAGAGCAGAAUGGGAGCAGAGACAGCAGUGAAAGCCAGAGUCAAAGGUCUCCAGAUGGGAGCGAAGAUGGAGACUCCAGCCAAAGAAAGUUGGAGAAAGUUGAUGACAGCACUUCAAGCGAUAAUUCCCCUGUUCACUCUGGAGCAAACACACAGCCCGGCCAACGAGCUGUGGGCUCACCAGAAUAUAUGAAGAAUAACAGGAGCUUCAAGAGACUCUGGGGAAAACUUCGAAGAACCCAGUCUGGAGGGCUCCAGGCAGCAGAUCCAGAUGGCGGUCAGUUUAAAAGAGGGGGGCUGCGUGCGACAGCAGGACCCAGACUGACUAGGACCCCUGAGUCCUUUAACCCUGCACGUGAUAUGAAUAUUCCAUUCAGCCAGUGGACCAAGGAGCAGGUGUGUGGCUGGCUAGAGGACUACGGACUAGGCCAGUAUGUCAACCUCACCAGACAGUGGGUUGAAAGUGGACAGACACUGCUGUCAGCCACACCUCAGGACUUUGAGAAGGAGAUGGGUAUGAAGAAUCCACUGCACAGGAAGAAGCUGCAGCUCGCUCUGAAGGCGUUCACCACCAAAGUUGUAGAGAAAUCGGCAGAGCUGGACCACAUCUGGGUCACCCGCUGGUUGGAUGAUAUUGGUUUGCCUCAGUAUAAAGACCACUUCCAUGAAGCUCGAGUGGAUGGUCGAAUGAUACAGUACCUCACAGUGAAUGACCUCUUGACUCUGAAGGUCACCAGCCAGCUUCAUCAUCUCAGUAUUAAAUGUGCCAUCCAUGUUCUUCACGCCAACAAGUUCAACCCCAACUGCCUUCGACGUAGGCCAGGGGAAGAGAACCAGCCCUCUCCCUCGGAGGUGGUGCAGUGGUCAAACCAUCGCGUGAUGGAGUGGCUGAGAGCAGUGGAUCUGGCUGAAUAUGCUCCUAAUCUACGGGGCAGCGGCGUUCAUGGCGGGCUGAUUAUCCUGGAGCCUCGCUUCAGCUCAGAAACUUUGGCCCUGCUGUUAAAUAUUCCUCCACAGAAGACUUUGCUCCGGCGCCACCUCGCCACUGCCUUCUCUGCCCUAGUGGGGCAUCAGGCCACGCAGGAGAAGCGAGAGUAUGGCAAUGCCACAGGCCAUGUGCCUCUCACUACCACUGCUAAAGUAAAGCCAAAGAAGCUGGGCUUCACCCAAUUCAGUCACCUCAGAAAGAGGAGACCUGAUGAAUCUGCAGACUAUAUCUGCCCAAUAGACAGUGGAACGCUGACAGUGAAUGGGGUGUCUCGCUUGCCCCCAGCAGCACUCAGGGGCCUCAGCCCCACCUUGAACAGACCGACUGAGAAGCGGGAGCAUGUGGGCGUAAAAGCUCAGGCUAACGGCCCAAAACACAGCCCUCCCCUCGCACUCACUAAGUGACUUUGUGAAUCAGAUGCAGAAAUGUACCCAAGAUGAAUCCAUGUGGUGAUUUGCUGGACGGGCUGCAAUAAUGCUGUGUUAAGCACGUGAUGUUAAUUGUUGUUAAUGUAUUUUUAACCAGAUGUUGCUCAAACAAUAUUCAUCUGAAAUGGUGAUGAAUGGUGACAUUGUGUUUCAUGAAAGCUGCUCUUUGCAUUCCUUAUACAGUCGGAUUCCAAAGCUUAUACUUUGCUUUAAAUCAAUGCAUUUUACUGACCAUUUUCUAUCUUAGACUUCUGCAGAUUUAGUUAGAAUAUUGACGACCUUUUAUUGUUAUAUGUUUGGAUUGACUUCACAUUAUAAUAAUUUACCCCAGUUACUUUAAGAAUGUCUCUGAUCCAUCCUGUAUGACCGACCAAAAGAAGCCAAUAAACCCCAAAUUAAAUCACUUUAUUUCUUGAUGGUAAACUUCCUCUUCUGCACCUUCAAAUAAGGUUCGUCUGUAUACCUUAGGAUUCUGCUACUCAAAUGAUAUCUUGUUUCAUAUGAACAUUGUGAAUAUUCAGUAAUAUAAUAAACAUCAGUUCAACAGUUA